UUUGAUUUGGAUCAAAUUGGUAGAAAUUCCAUUGAAGGUCUUGGUCGUUUUAAAGAAUUAAUUGAGAAUGCCGCUGAAUAUAAUUUGGCUCCUAGAAAUUCAAACAUUAGAAAUUGUUCAUUAAAAAUUGUUAGAGGACCUGGUUUACGUAGUAAUCAUUUUAGGACCCGUACAUUGUUAACAUUUGAAGUUGAUUAUAUGGUCGAAUGUAAUAUUUCUUUUAAUUACCUUAAUGAGUAUAACCUUUGUGAUGAAUUCUUUUCUUUAUUAUCUCAACAACCUACUAGAGUCUCUCUUGAUAUUUUGGAAGGUAUUUAUUCAAGGAAGAAAAGGAUCUAUAAUCCUUUAACAUAUUUACUU
This is a messenger RNA of Rhizophagus irregularis DAOM 181602=DAOM 197198, 360 nucleotides long. Lineage: Eukaryota; Fungi; Glomeromycota; Glomeromycetes; Glomerales; Glomeraceae. The record is from RefSeq and is a predicted model, not a curated record.